AGUGGGAGUCAAACGGGCAUUCAGCCAAGUCCUCCUGCUCUGUUAUCUCGCUGUCUGUCUCAGAUGACCACAGGAUGGAUCUGCCCCUGACCCUGGUGUGAGGGAGUUCAGCAUUGUGAGUUCCUGGCUCAUCUUUAUUUGUUUUCUGGGGAAUUUGGUCCCUGGGUUUGGCAUCUGAUGCUGUUCCCUCCUUGACCUUUCCAGCAGAGGUCUUGCAAACAUCAGGGUGCAUAAAUGCCAGAGGACAUUCACAGCUUUCUCAGAUUGCUCUCCACUGGACAGAGGGACCAGAGUUUGCAAUUGGACAUACAGGAGAAGGACCAAGAUGGGACCCAGGACCCUUUGCGGCCUCUUCCUCUGCCAUCUGAUCUGGCUGUCCUGCGGCAGCCCUGUGGAGGUCGUGGAAGGGAUUGCGCCCACCGACGGACCGGAAGACCUGAACUUCCUGAAAGCUGAAUACAUCCAAGUUCGGGAUACAUUGUGCAACAACGAUUGGACCCCCUGGGGCUUUUACUGCUACAGGUACUUCGAUGGCCCCAAGUCAUUCAGUGAUGCAGAGGGCGAAUGCCAGAGUUAUAGUCGCUAUGGCCACCUUUCGUCCAUCCACAGCAGUGAUCAUAGGGCCUUCAUUCAUGGACUGGUCCAGAAUCUUGAACAGUAUGUGUGGAUCGGAUUGCAAACUUUGACUGGGUGCGAUGGUUGGAGAUGGACCAAGGGCAGCUCCUACAACCCACGAAUCGCCUAUUGGGCUCCAGGGCAGCCCCAAAACUGCCACACCUCCAAUCACUCAUGUGUGCAGCUGACGCCUGACUCAAAAUUAUUAAGCUGGGCAGAUGGAGAUUGUAAGAUCACGACUGGAUACAUUUGCGAAAUUCCUGUGCAUUCAUCCUGAAAGGGACAAUCAUCUUUGGGGAGGGGGGUCUCAGAAAUCAGGAGCUCGAGACCAUCCCGAUUAUACCCUCGCCCCCAGAAUCCCAUUGAUUCUCUGCCCAAUGCACUCUUUACUGUCCUUUGCUUGUCUAUGUUGUUUUACUUGAUCCAUAUUAAAUUCCUACUGAUUUGUGCA
This is a messenger RNA of Sphaerodactylus townsendi, 1066 nucleotides long. Its product is annotated as snaclec coagulation factor IX/factor X-binding protein subunit B-like. Gene Ontology annotation, molecular function: signaling receptor activity. The transcript is spliced from 5 exons. Lineage: Eukaryota; Metazoa; Chordata; Lepidosauria; Squamata; Sphaerodactylidae. Bases 326 to 892 code for a protein of 188 amino acids. The record is from RefSeq and is a predicted model, not a curated record.